Messenger RNA from Ambispora gerdemannii, 376 nucleotides. The record is from the annotation of a GenBank genome assembly. Lineage: Eukaryota; Fungi; Glomeromycota; Glomeromycetes; Archaeosporales; Ambisporaceae.
AUGAAAUAUUUAUGCAUUGACCCCUCGGGAACUGGGACAACCGGCAUAUUUUUUUUCACCGACGAUAAAUCAGAAUAUAAACUUUCCGAAUAUAAGAAUGUUAAUUGGGAAGAACAUUUGAAUUUUAUUGUUGAAAUCGUAAAAGAAAAACAACCCGAUAUCAUUAUUUAUGAGAACACUACCUAUAUUUAUGGCCGUCAACACCAAGGAACAGUUGGCUUAUAUAAACUAAUCGGUGGUAUCGUGGCUUUGAAAUAUGUCUUUGAUUUUAUUAAGGAAAUAAAUUCUAUAGCCGUUAACCAAGUUAAACCUUUUAAGGAUAAACUUUUUACUGGGCAAGAGCAAUUAGAGAACCUAACCUGCAAGGCAGGACGGG